Xenopus tropicalis (tropical clawed frog) is the source of this 6509-nucleotide messenger RNA. It is a transcript of the gene egfl6, whose product is annotated as EGF-like-domain, multiple 6. The record is from RefSeq and is a predicted model, not a curated record. Lineage: Eukaryota; Metazoa; Chordata; Amphibia; Anura; Pipidae. Gene Ontology annotation, molecular function: receptor ligand activity; integrin binding; calcium ion binding. The transcript is spliced from 9 exons. Gene Ontology annotation, biological process: positive regulation of cell migration involved in sprouting angiogenesis; signal transduction; regulation of sprouting angiogenesis. Bases 808 to 2136 code for a protein of 442 amino acids. Gene Ontology annotation, cellular component: membrane.
GGGGUCGCGGGCCGCCAGUUGGACAGCACUGUUCUAAUGUAUUUCACCUAACCGUCAAUUAAAUUUGUGUCUCCCUUGAUAUUGCUUAUUAUGGUGAAUAACUAAAGUGCUGCAACAGAUGGAAACUUUCUAAUCAUUGGUCACAUUGCUGGCUUGUAAUACUGAGCUAACAGUACCUAAACAGUACCUAAUCUAAAAGCUGUUUUUUAGUCCAGGCACAAAUAAAUUAAAAGAAGUGCUGAAAGGUCCCUUGGGUGUCCUAGAAGAACUGUACAGGAUAAUCUACCAAAAGAAACACACUUUACCUUUCCUGAACUAGACUUGCACAUAGCAAUGAGAUUUAGUAAGUGGUAGCUUGCGGUAACUGGGCUAUUUUCCUCAGGCAGCCUAAGGGGCCAGAUGAGCUCUGUUCACUAAAAUACACUUUUAGUCACCUUAAACUGUUUAAAGGUCGCACACAAUAGCAUGCAGAAUAUGACAUAUUACAUAUACGUAAAAAGGCCCAGACAUGGGGACUAUUUGAAACAGGCAAAAAGAACAAAAUUAGGCCUAUCUAAAAAGAUAUAUUUCUAAAGUAAUAGUUUUCUCUCCCCAAUGCAGACUGGGUCAUUGUGUGACUAAAAUUUGAUUGCUGUGAAUGGCCUGAAUGGCAUUUUCCACAUCUGUCUGCUAUAUUGUUUGAUAGCCUGAACAGAUUAGGUUUGAUAAUUAACAUCUGCUUUUGUAAGUCCAUUUUCCAGUGUAUUACAGGUUUCUAGUUAUCGUGAUUUCCAUUUUCUCUGCUGGUGUACUUUUAUAUAGCCAAUUAUGUUCAUUUUAUGGGAAUUUCGAGAAAAAUGUUACAGAUGUCAACAUGAAAGCAUUAUACCAUGUAAUGGGAAAACUGGCACAUAUUAUAACAGGCAACAUUUCCACUCAAGAACCUGUGCCAUGGCAAAUUGCCAGUACGGCUGCGAACAAGUCAAAGGGGAUAUACGGUGCUUGUGCCCCUCAAGUGGACUGCAGCUGGGACCAGAUGGAAGAACUUGCAUAGAUAUCGAUGAAUGUGCUGUUGGCAAAGCUUCUUGUCCUAUCAACCGCAGAUGUGUAAAUACGUUUGGAAGUUACUACUGCAAGUGCCAGAAUGGUUUUGAAUUAAAGUAUGUGAAUGGCAGAUAUGACUGUAUUGAUAUAAAUGAAUGUCUGCUGAAUACUCAUAAGUGCAGUAUUAAUGCUGACUGUCUCAAUACUCAGGGAUCAUUUAAAUGUAGAUGCAAACAAGGAUACAAAGGCAGUGGACAUGAAUGCUCUGCUGUUCUGGAAAAGCCAGUUAAGGAAAGUUCUAAAUUUGGGGGAAGUGUCAAAGAUACUAUCAAGAAGCUACUGGCACAUAAAAAUAGCCUGAACAGAUAUCAAGAUAUAAAGAAUGUGAUACCCGAGGCAUUUAUUACACCAUCACCAAAAAACCGCUUGCAGCCUUUUGACUAUGAGGAUGGAGUUUACAUUGGUGGCAAUGAGAAUGAAGAAGAAGAGGAGGUAGAAGAAGAAGAAGAAGAUGAGCUGGAUGAGGACGUUGUAGGCACCAUUGAAAAUGUGAUAGAAGAAGAAAAACUGCUCCGUGGUGAUGUGUUUGCCCCCCAGGUUAAAAGAGCAGCUGUUUUGAGUUCACAUGCAAUAACCAAGAAAGCUCCAGAGCUGAAAUCAGAUGAGGUGUCAGUUGAUUGCAGCUUUGAUCAAGGGACAUGUGAGUGGAAACAGGACACCAAAGAUGAUUUUGACUGGAAACAUGCAGACCGUCACAAUGGUGUUGGAUAUUACAUGUCAGUUCCAGCAUCAGCCAGUCAAAAGAAAGGCAUUGGUCGUCUAAAACUCACAACUUUAAAGAUUGACCGCAAAUAUUGCUUGAUGUUCAUCUACCGCCUAGUGGGAGAAAGGGUGGGGAAAUUAAGAGUGUAUAUUGAUGAAAAUGUCGCUCCUGUAUGGGAAGAAACCAGAAACAGGAAUGAAGGAUGGAGGACUGCAAAAAUUGAGAUACAAGAGUCAAGUACCAGAACAAGUAGCAAUAUUACUUUUGAAGCUGAGCGUGGAAAGGGUAAAGGUGGAGAGAUGGCACUUGACAAUGUUUUCCUUUUAUCUGGUCCGUGCUCUGAAGACUGACUGCUCAACUGACUGAGGACUGUGAUUGUGAAGACAGCAUUAUUCAACUCGCAGUUCACAAACAAAAACUAAAAUAUGCCUUGCAUUUCUUUCAUAUUUACACAACACUUACUGUCUGUGAAAUGUGCCUUUUAAAAACAGUAUGAAUAUUUUACUAGAAACAUUAUUUGUGGACAUCAUUGGCGAGGAGGCAUGAAUAUUUAUAUUGUUGCUAGGAUUUUUUACUACUAAAAAAAAGGGUGCUGAGCAAGUACAAAAAUACUAAAAUGUCUCCCAUUUCCUUUUUGUAAUCGCUGUUAUUCAUUAUUGCCAAAAGUAUUACAUGUAAUUGUGAUGUGUAUUGUCAAAAAAAUCACACAUGGGGUGAAACAAAAGCACAACAUUAUGGAAGUGCAAGGAGCAGUUUUGGACACAAGUACCUUUAAUGAAUGGUGUCAAUUAGUGGAACGACUGUGCCUUUUUUCCUGCAACUGCUGUUGUGGUUGUAAAUGAACCCUUAUGUCCCUCUUUUCACUCUACAUCUUAUGCAGCAAAAAUUUUACCAUUGCCAAUGCAAUGUCAUUUCUAGUAUGCUAAUAGUUUAUCUGUUUGGAAUCACUGCUGUGGUACAGUCUGUAGAUUUGGAGCUUCAUGAACUCUACUUCUCUGUCAGGCUGAAGUCUUGGUAAUAUCUCAACAGGGUCCAACCUGUAGCCUGCCAGCUGCUGUGUAAUUGCAACACACACUGCCCACAAGCAGAACAUCCCUGACUUACUUGAUAUAUAUACGACUUCUAUAAUUUAUCUAUAGUAAUGUACUAUAGACUAUUAUCAUCUGCCUUAUAGGAUAGAGAUGUUGUCCCUUUAUUUUUGUACCAUGCACAUUUUGGUGUGAUUGCCGUUAACAAUAUCCCAGUGCUGUCUUUGUUCCCACAAACCACACUAAUAAACCAAAAGGGAUGAAUUAAGCUCUCCCCUUUCUUCUGCAUCAUAUUAAGCAGGAUGUUGGUGCAGACACAUCACAUUUCUCUUGUAUUGCUCUGUUAGAAAAAUGCUACAUGAUUUAUUUAGUCCACCCUGCUGGCAAGGCAGAGAUUUAAGGGGUUAAAUUGCUGGACAAAUAUUGCCAAAGUGAAAGGCAAGAACAGGGGCAGCGUUGUCAGGCAUUGUGCACUGGCUCUUUCUGAUGAUGUUGCAUCCCGCACAUGCAUAUAAAUGGUUUUCACAGAGCAGUUCUGAACCUUUCAUAGAGGGUAAUGUGCAUGCACAUGUACUCAGUUUUAAUCUAAAUUAGAAAGUCCACCGAGCACAGCUAUACACAAGUGUCUCUUCUGCUACCUUUGUCUUUCUCCUUGCGCUUUCUAAAAAUAAAAUCAAUUAUGUUUGUAUUAAAAAAAGCACUUUGCUGUUUGCACAGUGUAUUACCAGGUGGAUUGGCAGCUACCACCAUUCUAUAUCCAUAGCAAUUAUAUUAUCAGGAGUCGGUAAGUAAAACCUUCUGAUUUCCAAUUUGUGUUCCCAAAGAGACAGUAAUGUGAGUUUCAGUGCUCUGUAUGGCCACAAUGAUACUUAUUUCCUACUUAUUUUCCACAGAGCAAUUUUGAUGAAAUUCUAGUCUGCGCUUGCACAUUUUCACUGAGCAGCUCCCAAUCCUCAUAGAGUGUUAUUGCACAUGCACGACAACUCACAGAGUGGUAUUUGCUGACGUUACAGCUUGCACAUAGACAUCUGCAGAUUUUACAUGGUAGCUCAAACCCCUCCAUGGGGUAAUUGUGCACAUGCAUGAGAACUAAGGUGUCAUAAGGGUUGAUUCACAAGCACAAACUGCAUGUGUUUUGUACACUAACACCCUGCCCUGAACUUAGCUGAAUGGCCACAGGUCUCUGCACUCCAAAAUGGAGAAUAGAGGCCAGUGUCAGCCCCCUGAAUAUAGUGCUGCCUAUGUUAGGCAUCUCCACACCUGCCCCUCUACCUGAACACUAUGGAACCUUUUCCUGCCCUCUGCAACAAUCUGACAUGAGGUGCAGAGCAUAAAUAAGUUGACAGAUGACUUUCAUUAAAUUGUAUUUUGCUUAUAAACAUAGAUGUAGUAAUUAAUAAUGGUCUUUGCUAAAUACAAUAUGUUAUUUAAAUAUGCUUGAUUUAUUUUAACUAGACAUUUGAUGUUAGUUUGCCUGGAGGACUGUGUGCAAAACUUACAAAAAUGGAUACCAUUCAGUUCAGGUGCUACCCAUUACAAAUCUUCAUUUAACAGACAUGAUUUAUCAUGGACAAGGUUUACAGUGAAAAUAUUUUUAUUUUAUUUCACAACUAUAAAUCCCUCAAAAUUGUUAUAUAAUUGGUUAUUUACAUGAGCAGCACUUUAUUAUAAGAAACAGUGGUCUCACAAUAAAACAGGCAGAUGAUUAAUGAGCAUUUCAAAGGGAGGGGAGAGACUGAUAGGUUGCUGCAGGGUAGUAGAUAGCAAGAAGUAAUGUACUUUGGGAUGUAAAUAGGGUUUUCAUUGCCUUGAGCCUUGGAGGUGGGUAUUAAUAAUAUGAUCUUAAUUGUAGAUGAAAUUUGGAGCCACUGAAAAAAUUUGCAAACGGAAUCAGUUUGUAUGGAAUUGUGAGAUAAGUUGAUGAGUAUAGCAGAAGGAUUUAGAACAGACUGAAGAAGUGAAAUACAGAAUAUGGUAACUAGUGAUGUGGGGGUCAGUAAUUUUUCAACCCGCAACCACCCUAACCUGCCCCUUCUCAACCCAUGCCUGACCCAACCCGAGGGUGAAGGUAAUUAACGACUUGAACCUGCCCUGCCUUUUUAGCUGAUACCAAAGAUGAUGUCACAUGGGAGGCAGCUUCCAGAAAGUUUCACUAUACCACCAACAGCAAAGAAUCCCAGCCACAGUAUAGAAAUAAAAUUAUGUGUGCUGCAGCUGGGCAAGAAUAUGUAAAGGCCCAUUUUUUGUGAACUGGUAACUGAAGAAGAGUUUUAAGGAAGAUAUAUUUCCCAUAGGUUCACCUCCUCUUAACUCAUGUACAGGUUGGAGUGCUGCUGGUUUCCAAAAGCAAAAACUACUGAAAAGGAGAUCUUUGGCUCUAGAAAAGGUUCAGUGAAUCUGCAGACUUGUAUUCUGUUUCAGCCAUAAAUCCCAAUAGGUGACCGGUCAAAGUAAGGGUUUUGUUUGUAUUUCCUUUGUGGUUUUUGUUGUUCACCUGAAACUGUCUGAAAAGCUAGAUUAUCAAAAUAAAGUGGACAUUUUCAUUUUAAAGAACUGUUUGUUCAUAGUGUCAAGACCUGUCUUGGAUUUGGGUUGUUAAAUAGCAAUCAGAGUAAAUACAGACUUCUAGGCAGAAUGUCUUGUGGUUGAAUUAACACAUAGUUAAUUGUGAGUAAAUUGUAGGUACAUGGGAAAAUUAUAGUGGAAAUAUAAUUCAGAUUAACAGAUGUUUAGUUUUAAGUAGCUGCAAAGCGAUCUGUGACUCGGGAUAAAACAGAUGAAGUGUGGUCUUGAGUAAACUUCUUGAGUAAUUUAUAAAUAUUGUAAUGGAACCAUGGACAUGACUGAAUCCAUAUUUCUAGAUAUGCAGGGGGAAGAGGGGUAGAAGAGCAAAGCUAUAGCAGAAUUAAUGCCAACAGGAGAGGAGGAGGUGAAGCCUGAAAAAGCAACUGUAAAAGAAAGGUUAUGAAUUACAAGAAGGCAUAAACUACCCAGGAGGAGUAGGUGUAUAUUGGUGAUGGCAGUUUCUUUUGAGUAUUGUGGGUGGAAGCCAGAUUGCAAGGGGUCCAAUAUAGAGUUAAAUAUGGGUGACAUGCUAAAUCAGGUAGAAAAGCUAAUUUCAUCUGCUGUUAACGGACAACGAGUGCUAAUUACUGUAUAUUGAUUGUUGUGUUGUAUAUUUUAUCUUUAAGGGCAACGUAACAUGCUGUAUUUUGUUGCCUUUGCUGGAGAAGAUUAAGCACAUGUGAUAAAAUGUAACAUUUGACAUUGCCCUUAAGAAAUAAGCAAGGUCUUGAGCAGUGACAUUUAACCUCCUUUACUCCUUGUGUAAUGGAGGUUAAAUGUAGCAAACAUUUGGUGAGGAUGAACAGAAAGGAAAUUAAAAGGAGAGGUACAAUAUAUAUAUCUAUAAAUAUAAAUUCAGUGUGCAAUAUAUAUACUAUUAAGGGGCCGCUGUAAUAAAAAUAAAAAGGGACUUGGGUAUGCCUAAUAGCAGCUUGUAUUUUUUAAUAAAUUUAACAGAGGCUUGAACAGAAAAAUACAUUACGGGAAAAUUAUGAAAAAAUGCAUUCCAUUAUUAUGUCUUAAUACUGCUUUAAAGUCAUAGGGUUUUACAGAGCAGAGAAUGAGCCAUUUACAUUAUUUUGUUAAAAAUAUACUGACACCAGAAAUAAAACCAUUUUUUACAUCUAUCA